Osmerus eperlanus (European smelt) is the source of this 1938-nucleotide messenger RNA. It is a transcript of the gene rsu1, whose product is annotated as Ras suppressor protein 1. The coding region runs from base 382 to 1215 and encodes 277 amino acids. Gene Ontology annotation, molecular function: protein binding. NCBI's taxonomy places the organism in Eukaryota, Metazoa, Chordata, Actinopteri, Osmeriformes, Osmeridae. The record is from RefSeq and is a predicted model, not a curated record. The transcript is spliced from 9 exons.
UCCUGCUUAAAAGGACAACAAGCGGCUCUAUACGGGACCAAGCCCUUGAUCCUACUGUAUAAACUUUCCUUUUUGUCUUGAAAAGUUAUUUGAUGAAAAAGGAAACUACGCUUGUAGCUUUUUUGUUGUUGACAAAGCCUACAUCCGUUUGUAGGAAGUUCCCUUUUAUGGAAGCUUGAGAAUUCUAUGGAACGCACAUCGACUUCCGUUUGGGUGUGUAGUGGUAGCUCUAUCUACAAAGUAAUUAGCUAAAGUCGUACCUUUUUCGAGCAAUUUUUACCCAUUAUCCAUUGCAGACUAAAAGAAACCGUCUGAUUAGUAGCCCGAUUCCCUAACCGCUCAGCCAUCUGACUCCCUAUGUAUGGUGUUUAAUUGUAGAAGAUGUCAAAGUCUUUGAAGAAAAUUGUGGAGGAGAGUCGGGAUAAGAAUAUACCUGAGGUGGACAUGUGUGACAGAGGGAUAUCCAACAUGCUGGACAUCCCAGGACUAUUCACCUUGUCCAACAUCACACAGCUGGUUCUUAGUCACAACAAGCUCACAAUCGUUCCUUCCAACAUUGCAGACAUGAAGAACCUGGAGGUUCUGAAUGUUUUCAACAACCAGAUUGAAGAGCUGCCCACCCAGAUCAGCAGCCUACAGAAGCUGAAGCACCUCAACCUGGGUAUGAACAGGAUGAGUAGUCUGCCACGUGGUUUUGGGUCACUGCCUGCUCUUGAGGUACUGGACCUCACCUAUAACAACCUGAAUGAGAGCUCCCUGCCUGGGAACUUCUUCUACCUUACGACCCUGCGUGCACUCUAUCUCAGUGACAACGACUUUGAGAUGCUGCCCCCAGACAUCAGCAAGCUGACCAAGCUGCAGAUACUUAGUCUGAGAGAUAAUGACCUGAUAUCGCUGCCCAAGGAGAUUGGAGAUCUGGCCCAGCUCAAAGAGUUGCAUAUUCAGGGCAACAGGCUCACCGUGUUACCCCCAGAAUUAGGUAACCUGGACCUGACUGGCCCUAAGCAGGUGUUCAAGGCGGAGAACAACCCCUGGGUGACACCUAUUGCAGAUCAAUUCCAGCUGGGAGUCUCGCAUGUUUUUGAGUAUGUCCGUUCAGAGACAUACAAAUAUCUCUACGGGCGCCACAUGCAAGCAAAUCCUGAGCCGCCAAAGAAGAGCAAUGACAAAACCAAAAAGAUCAGCCGCAAGCCUCUGGCUGCCAAAAACAAGUGAGGAAAAAGACAUGGAAGAGAAGAGUUGACCACUUGUCUGUCCAGGCUGGACCUCACUGCAUGUGCCUUUAUCCCUUUUUUUUCGAUGUAUUCAUCAACAAGGAAUUAUAAUUUUUUAGACAGCAUGUAUGUUUGUAUGCUAACAAUGUCACACAUGAAUCUCAACCAAGGUUGGGGUUCAUUGAGUUUAAUUACAGGAAGUAAGCAGGAAGUUGAUCAAAAUUAUAAUCUAUUCUAUUAAUUCAACCAAUCAUUUACCUAACUUUGGUUAAUGUCGUUUUAUUCAUAUGUCUGAACUGUUGAAACUGAAUCAUAACUGACCCCAAACCAAGUUUGCAACUUGGGUUUAACUAUGUAGCUUUAUUCACCUCGAGUCUCAUUUAUAAAACCUGACAUGAAAUACAUUUCAUACUAUAUAGUGGCAUAUGUAGUACAUACAUGAACUCUACAAUGCGAUUUCACAGAAUUUGAAAUCAAAGUGUAAGCGGUAGAUUGAAGUUUACAAAAGGAAAACUGCAGUAUGUUUAUAAUACAAAAAAAACCUUCAACACCAUGUGCAAAUGUAUGCUCAAAAGCUUGCAUGGAAAUAGGUGUAGUCUCACGCCAAGUUCUAUUUUCAUAAAUGCCACUGUAUCUGUAAAGUUACGUACAUUUGGUCUAUAAGGCCCUUGGUGCUUGUAUUCUCUUCCAUUAGACAAAGAAUAAAAUAUUUUCAAUCUCUGUG